AUGCCGCUCGGGAAAUUACGCCGCGAUACACGCGGCACUCAGCUCAGAGAUAGUGGCGGAGCGAUGCCGUGGGCGCUGGGCGGGGCUGGCUCCGGCCACGGGUCCACGUGUAUCGUGUGCGUGGACACCCGACACGCGGAGGCUGGUGCAUUCGAUAUUUCGGUGUUGUGUGACUAUGACUGCGCCACGCGUCGCUCAUCCCGGCGCAACGGAUGGAUA
Iphiclides podalirius (scarce swallowtail) is the source of this 219-nucleotide messenger RNA. The record is from the annotation of a GenBank genome assembly. NCBI's taxonomy places the organism in Eukaryota, Metazoa, Arthropoda, Insecta, Lepidoptera, Papilionidae.